Messenger RNA from Tetranychus urticae (two-spotted spider mite), 1363 nucleotides. Its product is annotated as regucalcin. Gene Ontology annotation, molecular function: calcium ion binding; gluconolactonase activity. Gene Ontology annotation, biological process: L-ascorbic acid biosynthetic process. The record is from RefSeq and is a predicted model, not a curated record. NCBI's taxonomy places the organism in Eukaryota, Metazoa, Arthropoda, Arachnida, Trombidiformes, Tetranychidae.
AGAAGUCAACUUUUUGCUUAACAAUUUGACUAGUUAACGUCAAUUUAAUUGUUGCUUAGCUAUUCUUUGCUCAUUCAAACUUUCCCUCUCUGAGAUUCUCUGUCUUAUUAUUUUAACCUGUUGCUCAUUGUUUGCAAGGAAACUACUUCUGCUUUAACAUGUCUAGUUUGCCAGAGAUACGCCACAAUCUGAAGCGGAUUUCACCAUAUACUGUUGAACUUGGCGAAGGGCCACAUUAUGAUGAGAAGACUGGUCGAUUGUAUCAUGUUGAUCUGGUUAAAGGUGGUUGCUAUUACCUUGACACGAAAACACUUGAAUAUGAAUCAAUUUACUUUGAGCCUGGUUUAACUUUGAUUGUGCCAAUAGAAGGAAAAGCCGGUCAGUUUGUCAUUUCCAAGAAUCGUUCCCUAUACACUUUAGAUUGGGCAAAAAAGAGUUGUGAUUUAAUUACAACAGUUGAUCAUGAUAAAGAUACUCGAGUUAACGAUGGUAAAUGUGAUCCUUCUGGUCGUCUCUGGUUUGGUACCAUGAACUGGGAACGUAAACCUGGUUGCUUUGCUCCUAAUCUUGGAAGUCUUUACUCUCUCAAUCACAAUAGACAAGUAUCUUUACAUCAAGACAAUGUUACAAUUGCAAAUGGUCUAGCUUGGUCAUCUUGUAAAACCAAAUUUUAUUUCAUCGAUUCAAUGGCACGUCAAGUUUGGGUUUACGAUUAUGAUGAUCAAUCUGGCAACAUAAGUAACCGUAAGACAGUUAUUGAUUACAAAGAUUGUAAUGGUUUAAGUUGCCGUGAAGUACCUGACGGUAUGACAAUUGAUUUACACGAUAAACUUUGGGUGACUUCCUUUAAUGGAAAGAAAGUUUCACGUAUUGACCCAGAAACAGGUAAAGUUUUAGGAAUCAUAACCACACCAGCUAGUAAAACAACCUCAGCCACUUGGGGAGGGCCUGAUUUCAGGACACUUUAUGUUACCUCAGCUACCUACGGAGCUUCCCAAGACGAGCUACAAGCUGAGCCUGACGCUGGAGCUAUUUUCAGCAUUACAUUUGAUCAAGAAAACAUUCGUGGUGGCAUUAAUCAAGCAGUUAAAUUUAACUAGUUGGGAUCAUAUCAGUCAAUCUCUCGACAUUUUCACUCCUAGGUUAUUCAAAUUAUUGAGUGUCUUUAGAUGAGGUCUUUAAACACUUCAACACUUACAAUUCUUAGUCUAAUUUUUUUAAAAAAAACCUUUAAUUUAUGUUAAAAAGCAUGUUUAGGUAUAAAUUACAUUGUAUCACCUAUUGACAAAUUAUUUUGCAAUUUUUAUUGAAUGAAUAUUCAUCCACCGAAAACUGAAUAAAAUUCAAUCUUAUUUAAACUCAA